UUGUCAUACUGCGGCAAAAUAAACUAGGAAAUCACUAUAAAAAAUCUCGCUCCUUUCCAGACCUUCGCGUCGUGAUAGAAACACGUGGCUUGAAAAUAUUUUGCAAAUUUAAAGGAUAAAUACUGAUCUAAAAACAUGCCUUUAGCACGAGACUUAUUGCAUCCUUCUCCAGCCGAAGAAAAAAGGAAACACAAAUUGAAGAGGCUGGUUCAAAAGCCCAACAGUUAUUUUAUGGAUGUCAAAUGUCCAGGAUGUUAUGCGAUCAAAACAAUCUUCUCGCACGCUCAACGACCGGUAGAAUGUGACGGAUGCCGCACGAUACUUUGCACACCGACCGGUGGCAAAGCUCGCCUAACAGAAGGAUGUUCUUUUAGGAAGAAGGUUCAAUGUUAAUACUUGAUAUAUUCAACAUCGCUCUAUAUAUUCGGUAAAUAAAAAUUGUAAAAAUA
Molecule: messenger RNA, 449 nt
Organism: Leptopilina heterotoma
Lineage: Eukaryota; Metazoa; Arthropoda; Insecta; Hymenoptera; Figitidae
Gene: RpS27
Product: 40S ribosomal protein S27
Exons: 2
Coding region: 136-393 (85 amino acids)
Biological process (GO): translation; ribosomal small subunit assembly
Cellular component (GO): cytosolic small ribosomal subunit; ribosome
Molecular function (GO): structural constituent of ribosome; RNA binding
Source: RefSeq, a predicted model, not a curated record